AUAGAUCAACCUUGAUUGGACAAUUGAUUAAUUCAUAUUUAAAAAAUGAAGAAGAUUUGGAUGAUACAAUGAAAAAUUAUCUUCUUGAUGGUACAACUUUAAUAGUUGACCGCUAUGUAUUUUCUGGUGUCGUAUAUUCUACUGCAAAAGGUUUGGAUUUUAAUUGGUGUAAAUCAUCUGAUAUAGGAUUAUUAACACCAGAUAUGGUGAUUUUUAUGAAUAUGCCUUCUGAAGAAUUGUUGAAAAGAAAAGGUUUUGGCGAUGAAAGAUAUGAGAAAUUGGAGUUUCAGCAAAAAGUAAAAGAUAAUUUUUUAAAAUUAGAAGAUCCUAGAUUUUGGAAGAUUUUAGAUGCAAAUAAAUCAAUAUCAGAAAUUCACAACCAAAUUAUGAAAUUAUCAUUAGAUACAAUUGAGCAAAGGUAG
This is a messenger RNA of Entrophospora sp. SA101, 422 nucleotides long. Lineage: Eukaryota; Fungi; Glomeromycota; Glomeromycetes; Entrophosporales; Entrophosporaceae. The record is from the annotation of a GenBank genome assembly.